Messenger RNA from Eucalyptus grandis, 1097 nucleotides. Its product is annotated as feruloyl CoA ortho-hydroxylase 1-like. The transcript has a single exon. Lineage: Eukaryota; Viridiplantae; Streptophyta; Magnoliopsida; Myrtales; Myrtaceae. The record is from RefSeq and is a predicted model, not a curated record. Bases 224 to 559 code for a protein of 111 amino acids.
UCCGGCGUCGAUCUUCGUCGGUCGUCAUCAUCACCGUGAAAUCAGUCAGGCGAACGAACGGCGAGCAUGGACGACGCGAACGCCGUCGACGUUGCCGGAGUUCCGGCUUCCACUCAACCUCAUCGACCUCUCGAGCUCCGAUAUCCGACGGUCGGUGUCCCUGCUCAAACAAGUCUUCGAUUCUCCCGCCUUUUUCCGCUAUUUUCAGUUCGAUUUCUGGUACAUGAAACCGAGGAAACCGAGAUUUUUCGAGUCGAGGGGGACUCUGACGGAUGAAUCCAAUCCGUUGGCCUCAGGCGUGCUUGAUUCCGGCUUUUUCUACGUGAUCAAUCAUGGAGUCAGCCAGGACUUGAUGGAGGAGGUGUUCGUCCAGAGCAGGCGGUUCUUCGGUCUGCCUUUGAGCGAGAAAAUGAAGCUGGUGAGGAACGAGAAGCACCAAAGCUACACUCCUCUGUUCGAUCAGGUCCUCCACCCUGCAAAUCAGAUAAACGGUUUGUGUCUGAAGAUUUUGCUUCUUAAAAUGGACAUAGAUGCAUCAGAUAUUGCCAAGUUCUUGUAAUUUUGAAGGUGGCCAGUGGGAGUUAAAUUGCCUCAGACAUCUGAACUGAAUAUGCUCUCUUGGGCUCUUGUCCUAUGUUGGCCAAAGUAAAGCUCUUCUGGUCAUUUGUAGCGGCUGAUUAGACAAUUUUCUGGGGUAUUGUUCCGGAGCUACUAUGCUGCAAUAUGAACAAGUUGUUUUUAGCUGUCGAGAUUUACCAUUAAUCAAACUGACCAAGAGCCUCAACGCAAGUGUCUAAUUGCUUACAGUGGGAUGGCUGAUAUUACAGUCAAUAGGGUCUCCAACUCUAAAUCAUUUGACUCUUGGAUCUAAGAGUAAUGCCUAGAUGAUCUAUAAACAGAGCGAUGGUAGUCAAUUUGGUAAUUUUUUGAUUUGUAAAUGUGCACAAUCAGAAAUGUGGCAAAAGUAGUUGCAAGAAUCAUUGCUCUAGCACUUGAUCUGGAGGCUGAUUUUUUUAAAUGCCAGAAAUACUCGGUGAGCCUAUUGUGACCUUGUGCUUGUUGCACUAUGAAGGUACAUUUUACUUCAAUAAACUUCA